AUGCGUGAGGACCUUCAUGCUACGAAUGGCUCGCCGAUGAAUGGCACCGCUCCCCAUGGUCUCCCCACGCCCGCCAACGAUGUGCCUUCCUCAGGCUUCACUGCCGUCAACGGAGACAGUCAACGGCCUCCCGGUCCUCGGCCCGACGAGUCGGUACGUCCUGCGCCAGUGACCAUGGCGAACGGCGAACGUGGCAGUCAAUCUGGCGCAGAGCAUGGUCCGCCCUCAGGCCCAUAUCACCCUCACAACUGGCGACCCGGGGAACGGCAUUAUCAUGACAGCCAACGCCAACAUUACGAGACUGCGCUAUCCAACAAGCGCAAGAGGAACGAGCCUUCUGGCGGGCCACGUGAAGAAGGUCAAGACGUCCAGCAUCACGUCGGAAACGAGUCGCCCAAGCGUCGCAUGGCAGUACUGAAUUCUGGUGGAAUUUCUUCACCCGCACGACCAGAUCAAUCCCACUCCAAGCCAUCGGACGGACAGGGCCUGCCGCCUGCGACAACAGGUACUUAUGUUCGGUGAGUCGACUCCACUGCGCAACCGUGAUUGGAAGGCUCCGUGCUUUCGUGAUUCUUGUCUUUUCCCCUUCGUGCAACUCAGGAACGUCCGUACUCGCUACAUUUGCUGACGACCGAACAGCGAGCCGACCCCAGACUAUCGCAAAGAUCGAGCAGAACCGCCGCCGCCGCCUCCACCGGAAGCGGAAGCAGUACUCGCGGCGUCAUUGCAGCAGUCCCUCAAUGCGCAGCAGCGAGUUGAGCGCCAGGCUGAGCCAGCAGCGGCUGAGAGCAGCGAUGGCGCUCGGCCUACCGAGGAGCCAUAUGGCAACCAGCGGUCCCCGAAUUACUCAUCCGGUGAUGGCCAGAACCUUGAUCUGGAUCCCAAGAAACGCAAGCGCAAUUUCAGCAACCGCACGAAGACGGGCUGUCACACUUGCAGGGCGCGAAAAAAGAAGUGUGACGAGGGCAAACCGACCUGUGAAAACUGCAGGCGCGGUGCCUUUGACUGCGGCGGGUACGGACCGAAGCCACCGGGAGGAAUCAAAGCGACUGCCGCCAGGCCCGAUCCUCCUCUCCAGGCAAAAGGUCCCUACCCUCCCCAACACCCCCCAGGCGGUCACUACUACGAACCUCCGCCCUUCCAUACCAACCCCUAUCAUCAUCCGCCGCCCUCUUGGGACCAUGUCGCCAGACCAGAACUAUACCCGCCACCUCAGCCUCGAUAUGGUCCUCCGCCUCCCGGUCCGAGCAGUCACAAUCCUCCACCUCCUCCUACUCGCGAGCCCUGUCCUCCUCGGCCAUGGGGCAAUUCAGAGCCUACGCCAUCGUAUCUAUCGGAACGCCUGCCUCCAGUAGACUUCUCCGGCGUACAUCCAGGUCAUUAUCCGCCGCCCGAGCGACCGACACCGAUCGACUCCUUCGGACCGCCGCAUUCUCAGUCUCGUCGCGCACCACCACCUCUUCUUCCGCCAGCCCCACCCACAGCACCGGCGACGGUGAUCAGCUCGCGCAGCGGGUCGAGCCACUCUGGUGGCCAUGGAGGAGCAGCACCGCUAUCCCUGCAAUUGAACGGAGCCCCGAGUGAACGAACCAAGAUGCUCUCGGGCCAGCCCUACCAGCACUACAUUGACCACGAACUCCUCCGCGAUCGCGAAUCCUGCAAACGCGCAGUCGAAUCCUACAACAACGCCAACUCGCCCAACUCCACCAUGUCGACACCAGAAAAGGAAAGACAUUUCAAAUACAUCCGAGACCCGAAAUCGCGUACGUUCGGUGGGACGAUGAUGCACGGCUGGACGGGGCCCUCGGGGACCUGUGGUCAUCGCACGAUUGUCGAGAGUCCGUUUGAUUGCGAGUUGGGAUACAAUAUCCACCUUGGCAGCGACGUGGUCAUUGGCGCGAACUGCUUCAUGCAAGAUGCUUGUCCUGUUGUCAUUGGAGACCGAACGAUUGUGGGCCCUAGUGUCAAGUUCUACUGUAUCACCGCGAGUGUAGAUGCCAAUCUUCGCAGAGGCAGUCGGGGCAAUUUCAUGGCGGGGCCGAUCAGAGUGGGAGAGGACUGUUUCAUCGGUGCCGACGUGAUGAUCAUGCCCUUCAGGACGAUUGGGAAGGGUGCCGUGGUUGGUGCGGGAUCUGUCGUGACGAGGGUGUGUCUUUUCCAUCCCUGGCUAUGCACCUGGACCGUUGCUAAUGUAUGUUGUAGGAUGUCAAGCCAUAUACCGUCGUCGCAGGCAAUCCCGCCAAACCCGUACGCAAACGAAAGAUUGAAUCCGGCCCCAACGUGGACCGACAUGACGAUGCGAUUCAAGAGGAAAACGAAAAGAUGAUGCAAUGGAUGAGCAAGGAUUUCCCGGCUUUUGUGAGGGAUAAGCAGCGAUCUGGAGGGUCUCAUAGUAGCUAG
Molecule: messenger RNA, 2400 nt
Organism: Lecanosticta acicola
Lineage: Eukaryota; Fungi; Ascomycota; Dothideomycetes; Mycosphaerellales; Mycosphaerellaceae
Source: the annotation of a GenBank genome assembly